Messenger RNA from Umbelopsis ramanniana AG, 919 nucleotides. RefSeq lists its product as uncharacterized. Gene Ontology annotation, molecular function: GTPase activator activity. The coding region runs from base 52 to 618 and encodes 188 amino acids. NCBI's taxonomy places the organism in Eukaryota, Fungi, Mucoromycota, Umbelopsidomycetes, Umbelopsidales, Umbelopsidaceae. The record is from RefSeq and is a predicted model, not a curated record. The transcript is spliced from 3 exons. Gene Ontology annotation, cellular component: cytoplasm; nuclear pore. Gene Ontology annotation, biological process: nucleocytoplasmic transport.
AAAACCCAUUUCUUGUUUUUGUUGUUACUACAGCGUUAAUUACAACCGAAUAUGGCUGAUACCGAAGAAAAGAAGAUUGUCACCGAAGAGCAGGAAGUUGAAGCCUCUCCCGAUGUCCACUUUGAGCCUGUUAUCAAGCUUUCCGAAGUCGAAGUAAAGACUAUGGAAGAAAUGGAGGACGUUCUCUUCAAGAUGCGUGCUAAGCUCUUCCGUUACGACAAAGGCUUGAAGGAGUGGAAGGAGCGUGGUGUCGGUGAUGUCAAGUUCCUGCAACACAAGGACACCAAGAAAGUUCGUCUUUUGAUGCGCCGUGAUAAGACUCACAAGGUUUGCGCCAACCAUGCCAUCACUUCUGAGAUGAGCUUGUCUCCUAACGUUGGAUCUGACCGUUCCUGGGUUUGGAAUGUUGCCGCUGAUGUCUCUGAAGGUGAAGCCAGACAGGAAACUCUCGCCAUCCGUUUCGCCAACUCUGAGAACGCCAACCUCUUCAAGGAUAAGUUUGAAGAAGUCCAGAAGAUCAAUGCUGGUUUGACCGACGGCAAGACCGAAGAAAAUGAUGAGGAGGAAGAUGACGAAGAAGAGGAAGAAGAGAAGAAGGAUGACAAGAAGGAAGAAUAAGGAGAUGUUGAACACUGCAUUCGUACCUUCAAUAGCUCAAUUAAACGACGCUAGACUAUCAAUGCUUUCUCAACUUGUUUUUACAUGAUCAAAUAUACCUCGUAUAUUUUAUUUUUUUCAGUCAACCAUUUCUUUUCCCAUUAGUUGUUACUUUCCUUUGGGAAGCCCAAUUUUUCUAUAGGUUUGGUAUUUCGUACCCUCACCUUCGGGAUGUUGUUUCUGUAGUCUUCAGACCUUUCCGUUGCUCUCUUAAUUAUCAAAAUACAAACCCUUUGCGGUAUCGAGUUUAACCAAGUAUAUU